AUGAGGAUGGAUAAGAGAUCUCGAAGCUCUUCCAGGGAGUCCCAUAGGAGAAAGAGAGAGUCUCCAGCUACACAGAGGAAACGGGAGAAGAGGGAGAGAAGCAAAGAAGCCAGCAAAGAAAUAGGAGAUAUAAGGCAGGAGAAAACAAAGGAGAUUAAGAGCGCUGUAGGCACUGAUGGUAGGGUGCACACAUCCACAGUGGUGGACGUGGAUGAUGUGAUCUCUGAUGAAGAAAUGGAGGCAAUGAUGUUGCUGGACAGCGAGCAUCAAGAAGAAGGUAUGAAGUCUCCCGGUCUCAACAUCUGUGAGUGGCUUCUGACCAUAUUGUCUUUCCUGUUCAUCGUAAUGACUUUCCCCAUUUCUGUCUGGUUCUGCAUGAAGGUAGUGCGGGAGUAUGAGAGAGCCAUUGUUUUCCGGCUUGGGCAUCUCCUUCCUGGCAGGGCCAGAGGGCCUGGUCUUUUCUUUUUCCUUCCCUGCCUGGACACAUAUCACAAAGUGGACCUCCGCCUCAAAACCCUAGAGAUCCCCUUCCACCAGGUGGUGACUAAAGACAUGGUUACACUGGAGAUAGAUGCUGUCUGCUAUUACCGUUUGGAGAACGCCUCUCUUCUCCUCACCACCCUCACCAGCAUCUCCAGUGCCAUCCAGCUGCUGGUGCAAACCACCACAAAGCGCCUCCUGGCACAUCGAGCCUUCUCUGAACUUCUGUUGGAGAGAAAGAGCAUCAGCCAGGAGAUAAAGGUGGCUUUGGAUGCGGUCACAGGCUGCUGGGGGAUCAAAGUGGAGAGAACAGAAAUCAACAACGUGCAGCUGCCUGCUGAAGUCCAGCAGUCCUUGGCCGUGGAAGCAGAAGCCCAGAGGCAGGCCAAAGUGCGGGUGAUUGCUGCUGAGGGGGAGAAGGCGGCUUCUGAGUCCCUGCGGAUGGCAGCUGAGAUCCUGUCCAGUGCCCCUGCUGCUGCUCAGCUCCGUUACCUUCAUGCACUGCACUCCCUUGCUGCAGAGAAACCCGCUGCCUUCAUCUUACCCUUACCUUUGGAUCCCACAAAUCUGGUCUCUCCGGCUACCCGCAGCCCUCCAGGAGUGAGCAGCAUCAUCACAGACACCUCACAGCUCCCAGAAAGCGUGAAAGACAAGAAGGACUCACCCAUGCUGUAAGAGU
Lagopus leucura (white-tailed ptarmigan) is the source of this 1159-nucleotide messenger RNA. RefSeq names its product NPHS2 stomatin family member, podocin (gene NPHS2). Gene Ontology annotation, cellular component: plasma membrane. The record is from RefSeq and is a predicted model, not a curated record. Bases 1 to 1155 code for a protein of 384 amino acids. The transcript is spliced from 8 exons. NCBI's taxonomy places the organism in Eukaryota, Metazoa, Chordata, Aves, Galliformes, Phasianidae.